UCACUACACUCUUCACUCAAACCAAAACAAGAAACCAUACACAAAUAGCAAAUGGCAAACAAGCUCUUCCUCGUUGGCGCAACUCUCGCCCUCUGCUUCCUCCUCACCAACGCUUCCAUCUACCGCACCGUCGUUGAGUUCGAUGAAGACGCCACCAACCCCAUGGGUCCAAGCCAGAGAUGCCAGAGGGAGUUCCAGCAAUCACAGCACCUAAGAGCUUGCCAGCAAUUGAUGCGCAGGCAAAUGAGGCAAGGAGGCCGUGGUGAUGACGAGUUUGAUUUGGAAGACGACAUGGAGAACCCACAGAGACCCCAGCAGAUACUCCAGCAGUGCUGCAACGAGCUUCGCCAGGAAGACCCAGUUUGCGUUUGCCCCACCUUGAGACAAGCGGCCCAGUCGGUUAGACUCCAGGGACAGCACGGACCAUUCCAAGCUAGGAAAAUUUACCAGACAGCUAAGCACUUGCCUAACGUUUGCAGAAUCCCGCAAGUUGGCGUUUGCCCCUUCCAGACCAUCCCUUCCUCUCCUUACUACUAGAUUCGAAACAAAACCCUCUAGCGUAUGAGUGUGGUUGUUGAUACAUGUUAACAUCACACUUCAUCGUCUGCUUUAUGAAACUGUAACUUUAGGAUGUUUGAGGCUAAUGUAAUUAGCGCUACUCCUCAAUAAAUAAAAGUUUUGUUUAUAUA
This is a messenger RNA of Camelina sativa (false flax), 689 nucleotides long. Lineage: Eukaryota; Viridiplantae; Streptophyta; Magnoliopsida; Brassicales; Brassicaceae. The record is from RefSeq and is a predicted model, not a curated record.